AUUUUCUUUCUGAGUACAGUCAAAAAACAUUUUCAUGGUCAUGAAUUCGAUUGGUUGAAAAUCAAUGCAUUUUGAAAGAUAUAAAUAAAUUUUUAAAAAAUUUCUCUCGAUUCAAGUUCAUACACUCGCUGUGCUCUCCUGAUUUCAUUGAACAAGUUUCGUUUUUUUUUCUCACUUUGCCAGCACGUUUCCGCUUGUUUGCGCAUGAGUGUGUUUUUGUGUAUGAAUCUAUCGCCGGAUAGAAAUAUUUCUAUGUGAGAGGAUAGCAUGGAGCAGAGCGCAUAUGUCGAGAAAAGCAAAUACGGGGAAAUAGUAGCACGAAAUAAUCAUUGGAGAAAGUUUCAUAGUACUAUAAUGUAAAAAGCCAAUGCCAUAAAUGUCAGUCAGAUAUCGGAAAGCCAGCGCAUUGGCAAAGAGUGCUUUGACACUGAUGGACAAAUAUUGAAGAAGAAAAUAUUUUUUUUUUCUUGAAAAGAACAAAAAAAGAACACCAAUAUAAUUUCAUCUUUUCAAUUUUGUUUUGGAUAACAGUGGUUCAGUGUCAAAAGUGAAGAGAUAAGUAGACCAGAAGAAUCAAAAUCAGAGAGAAUCAGUAUAUUUAAAAUGAAAUAGUGUGCAUUUGAGCAAAAGUUACGCGCAGAUACGAAAAUUAACUUGAAAACGGCUUCCAGUUUCUAUUUUUUCCGUAUUUCCAAAUAGAACGUAGAAAUCAUAGAAUUUUCCUUUGAAAUAUUUUGAUCAUUCACAUUUUGUUCAAUUUAAUUGUUGAAUAAGUUCAGUGUGAGGUCAAAUAUUGCUGUAGUAUACGAAUCCAAUGGCACUAAAGUAUGGGCCCUAUUGAACACGCUGUUGGCAAACUAUCACGUGUGUUCACAGUAGGAAAUAUAAAACGAAUCUAAAAAUACGACUAAGUUUCUUCCUUGCAAUCGCACCGUUUUAUAUCGACAAUGACUGGUGAAUCCAUCGGAUGUGCACCACGAAAGAAAAGUAAAAAUAAGAAAGAAGACAAAACGAGCAAAAAUGAAAACAACGGCGAUCUAUCAAAAAUUGUACAGCCAUCGAAAACGACUCGCGGUGGUUUGCGUGUAUACAAGAUUGUCAUGCUUGGCGAUGGUGGCGUUGGAAAGUCAGCUGUUACAUUGCAGUUUGUAAGCCACAGCUUUCUGGAUUACCACGAUCCAACCAUUGAGGAUUCGUAUCAACAGCAAGCCGUAAUCGAUGGUGAAGCCGCUCUGCUGGAUAUAUUGGAUACUGCUGGUCAAGUGGAGUUUACAGCGAUGCGUGACCAGUAUAUGCGAUGUGGUGAAGGAUUCAUUAUCUGCUACUCCGUUACGGAUCGUCAUAGUUUCCAGGAAGCAUCUGAAUAUCGAAAGUUGAUUACGAGAGUUCGUCUCACUGAAGACAUUCCUUUGGUACUAAUCGCUAACAAAUUAGACUUGCAAUCACAACGAAAAGUUUCUACUGAAGAAGGCAAACACCUAGCAACUCAAUUUGGUUGCCCAUUUUAUGAGACUUCGGCUGCAUUGCGUCACUACAUCGAUGAUGCGUUCUACACACUAAUCAGAGAGAUUCGCCGCAAAGAGGGUCAACGGCAAUUGAGUAACAGCUCGAGCACAGAGAAAAUUGAUACGAGACGUCGGAGCCGAUGGUGGCGAAUUCGAUCAAUUUUUGCGCUUGUCUUUCGUCGCCGGCGACGAAAUAACUAAAGUCACAGCCAACAAAACGAGGAUAAUAACGAGUAAACGAUACACAGUUUCAACAUCGACACAUACAUAUAUGUCUAGAGUUACAUUGCAUUGCAUGAAGGCUCAUUUACUUUAGACCCACAAGCAAUUCCACAGCAAAAGAGAUACAAACACAGUUCUAAUCGUAGCAUAAUGAUGAGUCACAAAAAAAAAUUGUGUAGAAUUUUCCAAAUUGCAUACAGAAAUGGGAUACAGUACCAAUUUUUAUACGGCAACAAUAAACACAACAAUUCAGAAGAUAACGACACCGAAGCCCACAAUAUGCACUGUGUACAAUGUACAUUUAGAUGCAAAGCAUCAUAAUACAAUUGAAUUAUUUUUUUAUAUGCAAAUGCCGUUGAUGAUGCAUCACACAUCUUCGCCAUACCAAACCAACCAAUACCAAUUUUUGCUUUAUAAACUUUUGUGAUAUUUGUUAUAUUUUAUUAUAAGAAAUAUUGAUACUGUUCAAAGUACCAUCAUUGAGAAAGAGAGCAUUUUUGAUUUGAGUAUGCAUUUUUUUUUUAAAAACGUUUUUAUGCUUUAUUUGAGAAAAAAAAAACAUUAUUUUGAUAUUUUAUAACAGAAUCUCGUUUGUCAGAACAAAAAUUUGCAUUCUUUGUUGACCGAAAAAAGAAAAUGUUGAGAAGCAAAAUUUUUUUUAAUGUAUUUUUCUAAAAUGAAUAUCCCAGGCAAACAAACUAUUACUCAAGUAAAUUUAAUGAAAAAUGAAUAUAUAAAUUACCAAAAGUAGCAAAUAUCAUAUUAGAAAUCAACAAAUCAUAAAGUUAUAUUGUCCUUGUUCAAAUAGAAUGAAUAGUUGUUAAAUGGUUUUCCCGAAGACAAACAAAAAGGAGACAAAUAAAAUGCAAUGGAGCAAAUUCUAUAGCAUCAUAUUCACUUCAAAUGUAUUUGUAAAAGAACGAUUCGUAUUUUUAUAUUGUCCAGGCCAUCCACAUCGAUUUGACAGUUAAAUCGUGAUGCAAACAUUUUCAUUGCACAAACUACAAACGUAAAACGAUUUAUAAAUUGAGUUUUUUUUUAUAUGUUUCUACAUUCCAUUUUUUUAUGAAAUGAUGAAACCAAAAUAGCAAUAGCAAUCGCAUUUUGUUCUAGCUUGAAAUUGGAUCUGACACAUUAAGUAGCCAAAACACAAAUAGUGAACUAUUGCAUUUCACCGAAAAUAGAAAUAAAAAUGUUAGAAUCAAAAGCAAAGAUAUCAAAUAGCAUAGAGAUUAUUGUCAAUAACAAAUAAAUUUAAAAAAAAAAAAGAAGUUAUUUUAUUCAAGUAUCAAGAGUAGUAGAACGUUGUGGAAAUAUUGUUUUUGACCAUUCAUUUGAACAAAAAAUGAAGUUAAAAUAAAAGAAAACAGUAAGAGUAUAUCAGAAUAAUAUUAUAACAAUAAUAAUAAUAUAUAACAAGUCAAAAUUUAUUCAAUCAAAAUUGUUACAAGAAAUAAAACAAUUGAAAACGAUUCA
Molecule: messenger RNA, 3203 nt
Organism: Sitodiplosis mosellana (orange wheat blossom midge)
Lineage: Eukaryota; Metazoa; Arthropoda; Insecta; Diptera; Cecidomyiidae
Gene: Ric
Product: GTP-binding protein Rit2
Exons: 6
Coding region: 948-1706 (252 amino acids)
Biological process (GO): Ras protein signal transduction
Cellular component (GO): plasma membrane
Molecular function (GO): calmodulin binding; GDP binding; GTP binding
Source: RefSeq, a predicted model, not a curated record